This is a messenger RNA of Thermothelomyces thermophilus ATCC 42464, 2847 nucleotides long. RefSeq lists its product as uncharacterized. The transcript is spliced from 2 exons. Lineage: Eukaryota; Fungi; Ascomycota; Sordariomycetes; Sordariales; Chaetomiaceae. The coding region runs from base 323 to 2632 and encodes 769 amino acids. The record is from RefSeq and is a predicted model, not a curated record.
CUCGACCUUGCCGAACAGGGGCAGUGAAACCCGCGCUCCCUGCGUCGCCAUUCAGGCCAGGUUCGUCGCUCCGGCACCGCGAGUCGUAUCAUACAUCAGCGCCCGCGCCCGCGCCUUCAACGACCGCAACGACCGCAACGACCGCAGACAGCCUACGAAAGGUGGGCCGGCCGCGUCGAUACCACGGCGACGACAGGGCCUCGGUCUCGGUCGACAACGAGGCACAGGGAGCACCUGAAGCCGAUUUCAAAAGUACCAGUCUGACCAAGGCGCCCGAGUGCGACAAGACCGUCCGGACGGCUUGCGAGCCGCGUGUCGUGCAAUGCAGCCGCCCGAGGUGCUCGCGCAUUCAGCCGGGCCGGCUAGCCCACCACGCCAGCCACGGAGCCCGGUGCGCGAGGCAUUUACCUUCCUCACCUUUGGCCGCAAGAAGAGUUCGAGCAGUGGCGGAUCGUCGCGUUCAACCCUUUCGAAACGCUCUCGCGCGCCGCCGCCCGCCUCGUCGCCGUCCACAUCGGCUCACACAGAAACAGAGUCGCGUCAGUCGCACCACGCUCCUGGCGUGGAGCCCAGCCUAGAGAUGGCUCGCGGCCUCGCCGAGGACAAGUAUCCUCCGAACCCUACGGUCAAGCCCGUCGUGGUGCGGUUCGGAGAUGUUGCGGUGACCGCCCAAAUCACAAAAGAAACAUCCACGGCAGAAUUGUUGGCGGACUGCGGCAAAUCGCUCGCGAGCUUGGGGCGAUUGAUCGACCCAGAUACCAGUGUGGUCAUCGAGCCAUGCGCCCGACCGGGUCUCGAGAGGAGGCUUCGUCAGUAUGAGCGGAUCUGGGAUGUCACCAGCGCUUGGGACCACCACUCAUCCAACGGUCUUGUCAUCCUACCAGACCGCUCGGACCCCGACGGCGAACUGAGCCUAUCCAGCGUCCCAAAAACACAGAGCGAACCCGAGGGCUUUGUUUUGCCGCUCUAUUUCCUGCAGCGGCCCGGAAAAUGGAGCCAACGCUACAUCACCCUGAAGGAGAACGGGCAGAUAUUCGCCUCCAAGAAGAAGGAAUGGAAGACCACUGACAAGGAUGUCGCCAAGCUCUGCCAACUCUCCGACUUUGACUUGUACCUGCCGACUGCGGCCGAAAUGAAAAAGCAGCUGCGGCCACCCAGAAAGUACUGCUACGCCAUCCGAAGCCAGGAGAAGGCGUCCCUCUUCCUUGAUUCGACCCACUACGUCCACUUCUUCUGCACCGACGAUGCGAAUGUUUCUCGGCAAUUCCGCUCCUGCGUGCACCGUUGGCGUAGCUGGUAUCUCGUGAACAAGAAAUUAAGAUUGCACGAGGAGCAGGUCUCAUCCCCAACCAUCAUGUCUCAGAGUGACCACGAUUCUAGGGGGAGAGUCUCGAUCGAUCAGAGCUCGAGGGCAAGACCGUCAAUGGAUCGCCGAGCUCCUUUGGUACGGUCAGCCUCGUCGUCUACUCGGGAGAGCACGCCGUCCAAUACAGCAAGCGGAGGAGUAGUACCCCCAGUGCCGGCCAUGCCACCAUCUCUUCGCGAGAAACAGGCCGCCGUUUUCGAAGCGACCGGACUACUUGGCAACGGAUACGACGAGCGCAAACAGCAAGCCCUGCGGCAAAACCUCGCGGCACGACAGCGACCGGGUGCGGUGACCUCGUCCGAUGAUGGCCCUUUCAUCGACGGGCCAAACCUACUGAACAGCCAUGCAGCCCUUGCCCCGGCCGCAGGCGGCCGCGCUCAAAGCUCGGAUUCGGACGGCAGCUACGACAAGUGGGAACGCCCAGGAGGCUGGUUUCCCCCCGCUACCCAACAUUCGGCUGAUCAACGCACUCCUCGUCCAUCCGCUACCGCCGCCUCUGCUGCCUCCUCCUUGACCCGACGGGCAACCGCGGCUACCCGUGAGCGCGGCGGGGAAGAAGCACGAGAGCGUCACCCGCCCUUGCACCAACAGCCCGCCCAGCAACAGCAAACCCAACGCCGGCCCACUUCGAGCAGCAACAACAGCAGUACCGGCCCGCCCCAGCCUCUCGUUGACCUCACGCCAUCUUUUGUUGAGCCCCCGCAGUGGUCCCGCGAGAAGAAGGGCCGUGGCGUUCGCGCGCCGCAGGGAAAGCCCCUCGUCGACUUGGCCACGGGGCCGGUGCUUCCGGGCAGCUCGACCACGCGCUUCAGAGACGCCUCAGCGCCGCCCAAGAGCCUGAUACGAAGGCCCGAACCACUGCUGUCGACAGCCGGUGCGAGCGGUGGUGCCGGUAGCGGUGGCGGUGGUGUCCCUGGUGGGAGCGGAACGACGCUGAUGGAGCAGUAUGACCUCCGAAAGGCCGCCGGGAGGCGGAGGGGCCAGACGCUAGCCCUUGUCGAGGGCGAGGGCGGCGCUGCUAGCGCUCCGCUGUCGCACAACGGAUUGGCCAGGAGUCAUACCGUCAAGAGCAUCGCUAGCGGCAGCGCCGGCGGUGUGCAUCCCCCCGUGCCGGCCCCAGCGGUCUCGUCCUCGGCCGCGGCCGCGGCUUACAUGCAGGGGAGGGCCAAGAUGAUGAUGGGGCAGGGGGAAGAGGAGAAGGAGAGGGUGAGGCAGGGAUCGAGGAAUGGAGAUAUGCGGGGACAGGGGGGAAUGGGUUGGCAAUAAGGCCUAGCGAAGAUUAUUGACGCGGCAAGGUUGGGGUGGUUGGUCCGGUCUGCCUAUGGAUGUUCGCUUAGGCUUUAUUUUCGCUUCACUUUUUUCGGGCGCUGGCAUUGCCUGCUGUUUGUUGCAAUCCCGCCUUUGGACGGGCAUGAGGGAUGAUAUCAUGUAUCGCUAUGAUGAAUGAUUGUCGCGAGACGAUGGAAAAAGAAAAUAAGAGA